Cololabis saira (Pacific saury) is the source of this 4774-nucleotide messenger RNA. RefSeq names its product SEL1L adaptor subunit of SYVN1 ubiquitin ligase (gene sel1l). NCBI's taxonomy places the organism in Eukaryota, Metazoa, Chordata, Actinopteri, Beloniformes, Belonidae. The transcript is spliced from 21 exons. The record is from RefSeq and is a predicted model, not a curated record. Gene Ontology annotation, biological process: ERAD pathway. The coding region runs from base 378 to 2855 and encodes 825 amino acids. Gene Ontology annotation, cellular component: endoplasmic reticulum membrane. Gene Ontology annotation, molecular function: protein binding.
UCAGGUCGCAAGAGGUUGACAUGAGUAGCUGCGUUAAGUAGUGUGAGGGGGAUUUAAGUCAAACCCUGGACCCCCCAGUGUGCAGUUUUUCACUGAAAUACUUCCCAGUAUUCGGUUAUUGCUGUUAAAACCGAUGAGUUACGUCUAGGGCAGAUGAGGCGCUGACUUUUUGUCUUUUAAGUGCUUGUUAGCUUUACGUCAUUUCAGCUGUAUCUGCUAACAUAGCUUAGCAUUUAUUUCUAUUUUUUGUAGCUUGUUUGACAAAUACAUUUUCGAAAGUUAGAUCAAGUUUUGUAAUUUUUUUUAAUUCAAGCCUUCGUAUUAUGACUCCCAUCUGAAUGUUGGGUGACAGAAACUGGAGCAGUUGGAGCUAACAGAUGGUUAGCUUUUCAACCAUAACAAUGAGCUGUAGGAAAGCUUUAAGGUCCUGGAGAACUGGUUAUUUCCUUGCAAUUCUCCUAAUAUUCUCCUUCAAAGGAUUAUCAGCUGAGGAAGAGCAACACGGGAACGACGGACCGGAGUUGAAGUCCUACCAUGAUCCAGACUCUGAGGAAGAUGACGUCCGUAUAAGAGCGGAAAUUUUAGCAAGUGCAUCUCUGACUCCUCGUCAUGAAGACUCCGAGCCGGAAGACGGGAGGGAGUCCCCUUUAGAAGGAGAAGUGAAGGAAGAUCUACCUGAGCAACCUCCUCCUGUUGAGGAGAAACCUAAAGAGGUUCCUAUAGUGAAUGGAGGCACGGCCCAUGGACAGCCUUGUAUCUUUCCUUUCCUCUUCCUGGGGCACGAAUACUCAGACUGUACCACUGACGGACGGGGGGAUGGACGGCUGUGGUGUGCCACAACCUUUGACUAUGAAAAUGACAAGAAGUGGGGUUUCUGUGAGACGGAGGAGCAGGCCCAGCAGAGACUACAGGCUGAAGAAGCUGAGGAGCAGUAUCAGACGGUCCUGCGCAUGCUCAAUGCAACCAGCAGGAAAACCCAGAAAAGAGAAUUAUAUGAAAAGCUCAUGGAAGUAGCAGAGAAGGGCCACCAGAAAGCUACCGAGAAGGUGGCGUACGCCAUGUUGUUUGGAGACUACGUGAACCAAAAUGUCACUAAGGCCAAAGAAAUGUUUGAGAAGCUUGCAAUGGAGGGCUCACCUAAAGCUCAGAUGGCUCUUGGCUUUCUUUAUGCGGCAGGACUUGGAGUAAACUCAAGUCAGGCGAAGGCUUUAGUUUAUUACACCUUUGGUGCGCUGGGUGGAAAUGUGGUAGCUCACAUGAUUCUGGGAUACAGAUACUGGGGAGGUGUGGGCGUUCCCCAGAGUUGUGAAUCAGCACUGACACAUUAUAGACUUGUAGCAAAUCAUGUGGCCAGUGAUGUUUCUCUGACAGGAGGCUCAGCGGUGCAGAGGAUCAGACUGCAGGACGAGGUGGAAAAUCCAGGCUCGACCAGCGGGAUGCUGGAAGAGGACCUCAUCCAGUACUACCAGUUUCUGGCUGAAAAGGGUGAUGUCCAAGCUCAGGUGGGUCUCGGCCAGCUUCACUUGCAUGGAGGGCGUGGAGUGGAGCAGAAUCAUCAGAGGGCGUAUGACUACUUCACCCAGGCUGCAAACGCAGGGAACACGCACGCUAUGGCUUUUCUUGGCAAGAUGUAUUCAGAGGGCAGUGAGUUUAUUCCUCAGGACAACAAAACAGCUCUGGAGUACUUCAAGAAGGCUGCAGAUCUGGGUAAUCCAGUGGGGCAGAGCGGCCUUGGCAUGGCUUAUCUAUAUGGACGGGGUGUCCCAGUGAACUAUGAGCUGGCACUGAAAUACUUCCAGAAGGCGGCGGAGCAGGGCUGGGUGGACGGACAGCUCCAGCUUGGCACCAUGUAUUACAAUGGCAUUGGUGUGAAACGUGAUUACAAACAGGCCCUUAAAUUCUUCAACCUGGCCUCUCAGGCUGGCCACAUCCUGGCUUUCUACAACUUGGCCCAGAUGCAUGCUACUGGUACUGGUGUGAUGCGUUCCUGCCAUACUGCCGUGGAGCUUUUUAAGAACGUGUGCGAGCGCGGUCGCUGGUCGGAGCGCCUGAUGACGGCGUACGGCAGCUUUAAGGAGGGCGACACAGACGCUGCUGUGGUGCAGUAUCUGCUGCUGGCCGAGCAGGGCUACGAGGUGGCUCAAAGCAAUGUGGGCUUCAUUCUGGACCAAACAGACGGAGCGAGGAUCUUCAGUGACAAUGAGACGUACCCUCGCGCUUUACUGCACUGGACAAGAGCUGCAGCACAAGGUUACACUGUGGCACGGAUAAAACUCGGAGACUAUCACUUCUACGGCUAUGGAACAGAUGUGGAUUAUGAGACAGCUGUCAUUCACUACAGACUGGCGUCAGAGCAGCAGAACGGCGCCCAGGCCAUGUUUAACUUGGGUUACAUGCAUGAGAAAGGCCUGGGUAUCAAACAGGACAUCCAUUUAGCCAAGCGUUUCUAUGACAUGGCUGCUGAAGCCAGUCCUGAUGCUCAGGUCCCAGUUUUCCUGGCUCUGUGCAAGCUGGGCCUGAUUUACAGCGUACAGUACAUGCAGGACUUUAAUUUGAAAGAGAUUGUUACUCAGGUGGACUUGGACCAGCUGCUGGGGCCGGAGUGGGACCUCUACCUCAUGACCGUCAUCGCCCUGCUGCUGGGAACGGUCAUCGCCUACCGACAGCGCCAACACCAGAUCAUAGUACCGCCUCGCCCACCUGCCCCUGCCCCUGCACCCCCUCCCAGACCAGCUCAGGAGGAGCCUCAAGCCCAGGCCGAACCCCCGGCUCAGGAAGAGACACCUGCCCAGGGCCCAGCUCACGAGGACGAAGACGACGAUGAGGAGGAGGAGGAAGAGGACGAGCAGCAGUGAGGGCAAACCAGAGGGAGGGAGAGCAGUAAACGACAGACGGGAAGCUCUGCCAGGCCCACAGUGCGAUGCAGCUGAUGCUCAUUUAGCUGAAAACCUGCUACUUUAAAGACUUGACACACUCUUGCUGUUCUCUUCCACGUGUUAAAAAUACUCGUCAGCUGAACUGUGCAGUCUCACAAGUCCUUUUCUCCAUUUUAAAAUAAGGGGAAACCAACACAGCGUGGUUGAUUUAAAGACACUGAACAACAGGAGUGUUCAAAGGAAACGACAGACGUGGAACUGGUUCGUCUGUGACUUGGGACUCUGCCCGACGCGCACCUACUGUCUCCAUGAAUAUAGUCUUGCGGUUGCCAGAUAAAAGGCGUUUUAGACUCAACUGAGAAGAAGGAUGUAAUUUGAUUUGUAUAUUUGUUUGUUUCUUCCACCUUUUUGUGUUUUCUGGAUAAUUACAAAGUUAACCUGCUUUAGUCCUAAUUUUCUGAAAUAUUUAGAGGGAGGAAAAAAAGGCGAGACUUAAAGUAACUUUAUUAUUUAGUGAUCACCUUGUUGGCAAAGACGGUCAUGAUUUUUGCAUGUUUUCUCUUAUCAUUUGCAGUUUAGGCACAUUUUCAACUGAGUGACUUCAUUCUAAAUGUCAUUUUUUGCUCAGCAAUUUUUCAUUUAUUUAAUUUUAGUUUUUAGCCGAUAUGUUGCCAGGUCACUACUUUUGCCCUAGUGAAAUUCAUUCAGUAACAGCUCUAACACACUAAAGCCAUUUGCUGACCUCGGAAGAGGAACGUCAAGUGUGUUGGGAGGUUUAAUUUAAAUAGAGCAGUUUAAUUAUAAGCAGUGUGUUGAUGCUUAUGGUCCCUAACAGAAGUUUCAAGUUGGUCAAAAAUCAAAAUGCUGUUUUGGAAAAUUCAAAUAGAAGCAAAUUAAACAGAAUGAAGACUUUCAAAAACUCAAAUUAUAAAGAGCUAUUGAGCAUUAAUCUGCAUAAAGGAUACAGUGACACCCUUGAACAUUCUUGAUUUUACACUUCUCCCAUCAGGAAGGGUGGAGUCACCCCUAAACCCAUCCAUUUCAAGGGUAGGUUAAGCAAUUUGUGAUUUAUAACUCAGAACACUGUUUAACAGUGAAUUCCUCCUCAUUAUCUGCUAGCUGCCCGACCUACGUGGCAUAAAUAAGUCUUCACACAGAGCUAUAGUUCUUAAACUUCAAAAUAAAGUGAGGGCAGCCUACCCACAAAGCAUAAUAAUUACUAUAGCCAGGGAAGUGUUUGUGUUCGGGGGGGGUUGAUGUUUUGAAUUAAAUAUUAAUUUAUAUCACCUGGAAAUUACUUACCCUAGCUUUACCUGGAGGUUAAAUUUGAGCAGUCUUAAAAGGACUGAGUUGGGUGUGUUGGUGCGUCUUUGGAGAGCGCACACAAUUUCAGCUGCUGUGAAAGUUUACACCUCCUCACCUAAAGUCUGAAUUUGAGGUCUGCCCACACUUUCCAGCUCAGAUGGAUAAUAUAGCAGGGUUUAAAAAAUAGAUAAAAGAAAGUGAAGCCAUGAUACAGCCAUCCAGCGUUGACCUUGUAAAAGAAUUUCAACUUGUUUCCACAAGUAGUUCAUUUAUUUUCUAAAAUCCAUUUGUUCGGUACCACACUUUGUGCUUGUUGUGAAAGUUGAGAAUGUAACCGCCGUACACCCGCAUGAAGUGUAUGAACUGAAAAACCGCAGGAAAAAGAAUAAAUAGUUGGACCAGUUCCUGCAUUCAAACUCAGUUCAUCGAAGAUGAAACACUGGUCAGGGUUGACAAAACUGCAUUUUUUUUGCAUCACAAAUACAGAUUUAUAAGGAAUAAAUAAAUAAAUAUGGAUAUUUAACUGUUGUUUUAAAUCCUUUGAUGUUUGUGUCAAACAUUGAUUGGAAAUAAAGCUUGAAAUUCAGAGGAUU